AUGAAGUCUGGCGCUGGAGGAGGGUCCCUGACCUUAUUCUGGGGGUUUCUGCUCUUCUUUGCCACACUUUGUCUGUGGCCAACAAAUGGAGAAAUUUGUGGGCCAAAUGUCGACAUUCGCAAUGAUAUCCAUGAGCUGAAGCGCUUAGAGAACUGCACGGUAAUUGAGGGUUUCCUCCAGAUUCUGCUGAUCUCCAAGGCAGAGGACUACCGCAACUUCCGCUUCCCAAAGCUCACAGUUAUCACCGACUACUUGCUGCUGUUCCGCGUGGCAGGCUUAGAGAGCCUCAGCGAUCUCUUUCCCAACCUCACGGUCAUUCGCGGGCGGAACCUCUUCUACAACUAUGCCCUGGUUAUCUUUGAGAUGACUAACCUCAAAGAAAUUGGGCUUUAUAAUCUGAGGAACAUCACCCGAGGGGCCAUCCGGAUCGAGAAAAACUCUGACCUGUGUUACCUCUCCACGGUGGACUGGUCUCUGAUACUAGAUGCAGUGUCCAACAACUACAUAGUUGGGAAUAAACCUCCAAAGGAGUGUGGGGACUUGUGUCCAGGGACGAUGGAAGAGAAGCCAUUGUGUGAGAAGACUUCCAUUAACAAUGAGUACAACUACCGCUGCUGGACCACCAACCACUGCCAGAAAAUGUGCCCCAGCGCUUGUGGCAAACGGGCUUGCACAGACCAAAAUGAAUGUUGCCAUCCCGAGUGCUUGGGGAGCUGCACUGCACCUGACAACAACACGGUUUGUGUGGCCUGCCGCAAUUAUUACUACGAAGGAAUCUGCGUACCCACCUGCCCACCGAACACCUACAAGUUUGAAGGCUGGCGCUGCGUUACUAAAGACUUCUGUUCCAAAGUCCCUGCUACAGAGAUAAGUGACUAUGAGAAGUUUGUGAUCCACAAUGAUGAGUGCAUGGCAGAGUGCCCUUCUGGAUUCAUACGCAACGGGAGCCAAAGCAUGUUCUGCAGCCCCUGCGAAGGGCCUUGCCCAAAAAUCUGUGAGGAAGAGAAAACAAAGACCAUUGAUUCCGUCACAUCAGCACAAAUGUUGCAGGGAUGCACCGUCCUCAAGGGGAAUCUGCUUAUUAACAUCCGCCGUGGGAACAAUAUUGCUUCUGAGCUGGAGAAUUUUAUGGGUCUGAUAGAAACAGUAACUGGGUAUGUGAAGAUUCGCCAUUCCCAUGCACUAGUCUCCCUCUCUUUCUUGAAGAAUCUGCGAUAUAUUUUGGGAGAGGAACAGUUGGAUGGGAAUUAUUCUUUCUAUGUGCUGGACAACCAGAAUCUGCAACAGCUGUGGGACUGGAACCACCACAACCUGACGAUCAAAGAGGGGAAAAUGUACUUUGCGUUUAAUCCCAAACUGUGUGUGUCUGAGAUUUACCGCAUGGAGGACGUGUCGGGAACCAAGGGACGGCAGAGUAAAGGAGAUAUAAAUCCAAGAAACAAUGGGGAGAGAGCCUCUUGCGAAAGCCACAUUCUGAAUUUUGUCUCCAACACCACCCUGAAGAACCGGAUUAAGCUCACCUGGGAGCGGUAUCGUCCUCCAGAUUACAGAGAUCUUAUUAGCUUCACUGUUUACUACAAAGAAGCACCAUUCAAGAAUGUGACAGAGUAUGAUGGGCAAGAUGCUUGUGGUUCUAAUAGCUGGAACAUGGUGGAUGUUGAUCUGCCCCCAAACAAAGAGAACAACCCUGGGAUUUUACUGCAGGGACUGAAACCUUGGACUCAAUAUGCCAUUUAUGUCAAGGCUGUUACUCUCACAAUGAUGGAGAAUCAUCACAUCCAUGGAGCAAAGAGUGAAAUAGUCUAUAUACGCACCAAUGCUGCAGUGCCAUCUAUCCCACUGGAUGUUAUUUCAGCAUCGAAUGCCUCUUCUCAGCUAAUAGUGAAAUGGAAUCCACCCUCUCUCCCCAAUGGCAACCUGUCCUACUAUAUUGUACGGUGGCAGCAGCAGCCUCAGGACAGUUAUCUUUACCGACAUAACUACUGCUCCAAAGAUAAAGUCCCAAUUCGGAGAUAUGCUGAUGGGACCAUUGAUACAGAAGAAGCUACCGAACCCACCAAGCCAGAAGGGAGUGGGGGAGAAAAAGGACCUUGCUGUGCUUGCCCCAAGACAGAGGCAGAGAAGCAAGCUGAGAAGGAGGAGGCAGAGUACCGGAAAGUCUUUGAGAACUUCCUGCAUAACUCCAUCUUUGUGCCCAGACCGGACCGGAAGCGCAGGGAUGUGUUCCGAAUCGCAAACACCACUGUUGCCAGUAGGAACAAGAACACAACGGUGCCAGAUCACUUCGCCAAUGUGUCUGAUGUGGAGGAGAGCGAGAUGGAAUAUCCAUUCUAUGAGAGCAAAGUGGAGGGCCGGGAGAGGACGCUCAUCUCGCACCUCCAGCCUUUUACUCUUUACCGUAUUGAUAUUCACAGCUGCAACCAUGAAGCAGACACACUUGGGUGCAGUGCUUCCAACUUUGUCUUUGCAAGAACCAUGCCUGCAGAAGGAGCAGAUAACAUUCCAGGAACAGUAACGUGGGAAGGCAAAGAAGAUAAUGCCAUCUAUCUGAAGUGGUCAGAACCUGUAAGCCCUAAUGGAUUGAUACUGAUGUAUGAAAUCAAAUAUGGGCAGCAUGGAGAGGAGAAACGGGAAUGUGUUUCUAGACAGGAAUACAGGAAGUUUGGAGGAGCCAAACUAACUCAUCUAAACCCUGGAAACUAUUCUGCCAGAGUUCAGGCCACCUCUCUAGCUGGAAAUGGAUCAUGGACUGAACCAGUGUCUUUCUAUGUACAACCCAAACCGGCAGACUAUGGGAAUUUCCUGCACUUGAUAAUUGUGCUCCCCAUUGCAGUGCUGCUGAUCAUUGGAGGUUUGGUAAUAAUGCUGUACGUCUUUAACAAAAAGAGGAACAGUGACCGACUAGGCAAUGGAGUGCUUUAUGCUUCUGUGAACCCUGAGUACUUCAGUGCUUCUGAUGUAUACGUUCCGGAUGAGUGGGAAGUGCCCCGGGAGAAGAUCACCAUGUGCCGGGAGCUUGGGCAGGGCUCCUUUGGAAUGGUUUACGAGGGAAUAGCUAAGGGAGUGGUGAAGGACGAGCCAGAAACUAGAGUGGCCAUCAAAACUGUCAAUGAGUCUGCAAGCAUGCGUGAACGGAUAGAGUUCUUAAACGAGGCCUCAGUCAUGAAGGAGUUCAAUUGUCAUCAUGUGGUGCGGCUGCUUGGAGUCGUCUCGCAAGGCCAACCAACACUGGUUAUCAUGGAGCUCAUGACACGCGGGGAUCUCAAGAGUUAUCUGAGAUCUCUGCGGCCGGACACAGAGAAUAACCCAGGCCAGUCUCCUCCAACUCUGAAGAAGAUGAUUCAGAUGGCAGGAGAGAUUGCUGACGGCAUGGCAUACCUCAACGCCAACAAAUUUGUGCACAGGGAUCUCGCUGCAAGGAAUUGCAUGGUGGCUGAAGAUUUCACUGUAAAAAUUGGAGAUUUUGGCAUGACCAGAGAUAUCUACGAGACAGAUUACUAUCGGAAAGGAGGGAAAGGUUUACUUCCUGUGCGCUGGAUGUCCCCAGAGUCACUGAAGGAUGGAGUCUUCACAACACAUUCAGACGUCUGGUCCUUUGGUGUUGUCCUAUGGGAAAUUGCAACAUUAGCAGAGCAGCCAUACCAAGGCAUGUCCAACGAGCAAGUUCUUCGCUUCGUGAUGGAGGGAGGCUUAUUGGAGAAACCAGACAACUGUCCUGAUAUGCUGUUUGAGUUGAUGCGGAUGUGCUGGCAGUACAACCCCAAGAUGAGGCCCUCCUUCCUGGAAAUAAUCGGUAGCAUUAAGGAUGAGCUGCAUCCAGCAUUCAAAGAGGUCUCCUUCUUCUACAGCGAAGAGAACAAGCCUCCAGACACCGAGGAACUCGAUCUGGAGACUGAAAACAUGGAGAGCAUUCCUUUAGAUCCCUCCUCCACCCUCCAACCCACUGACAAGCACUCAGGACACAAAGCUGAGAACGGCCCAGGCGUGGUGGUGCUGCGGGCCAGCUUUGAGGAGAGACAGCCGUACGCGCAUAUGAACGGAGGACGCAAGAACGAACGGGCCUUACCUUUGCCCCAGUCUUCGGCCUGCUGAUCCUUAAAACCCAGAAUCUCACAAACACACACAUGUUGGGGAAGAAAGACAGAAAAGAAAAUAUAUUCAAAAGCCUACUGUACCUCAGCGGAUCUUCAGAACUGCCAUAGCUGCACACGGGAGAAUCCUCUUUUCAGUAAACACGAUAGUUUUUUCUUUGUUCAAUAUGCAAGCAGAUGUUUAUUUCAUAAAGGACUCUGUUCAGUGGGGCGCACAGUCAGCCUUUUAAAACUCUAAUGUUAACACUUAAUAGCAACAGAAAACUUGAGAUCUGAUGUCUCUCUCUUCUCUUUCUCUCUCUCUCUCUCUCUCUUUUUCUUUCUGCUUCAUAAUGGGAAACAUAUCUGCGUGCAAGUUCAACCAUACAGCACUUUUAUCAGAUCAAAGAAAUUGCAGGCCAGGUGGCUCCCCGUUAGCCCUUGCAACACCUGCUUAACACUGUAGGUCUUUAUAAAAACAAAAAAAAAAAAAAAAAAAAAAAGGACUGGAUUUUUAAUGUUACUCUAACCUUUUUAGGAACAUGUAAAAGAAUUUAAAAAGGGCCAUCAUUCGUCCAAGGUUGUUACCAUUUUCAACGCUGCCAAAUUUUGCCAAAAAAAAAAAAAACCUGAACUUUUUUGGGGUGGUGGUGGUUUUGUUUCACGGGGGGUGGGGUGGGGGGUUGUUUGUUUUUUGUAGGCUUGGAAGGAGCACAGUAAUCAACUGCUCCAUUUAAAAGAGAUACUGACCAAUACACUCCAUUCAAUCAUACACUGGUAUUUAAAAAAAAAAUCAGAUUGUCUAGAUCUUUUUUUAAACUGGACAAAACAUGAUUUGUUUUCUCAUGAUGGAGAGGAAAGGGGGGGCGGGGUUUAGAAAUAGCCCUCCCUCCACCCGCCCUCCCCCACCAAGAAUUCUGGACAAAACUGGCAGUGGUGAGCCAAAUAUCACACACACACACUCUCUCUCUCUCUCUCUCUCUUUUUCUCUCUCUCUCUCUCUUUUAUAUAUAUUUCGUGCAAAAAGUUGAUGGCACGCCAAAAACAGCAAGCCAGCCUGAAAUGACCCAGAAGAAUCUCCAUCGUUGUAGCCUGCCCUCCUUCUCAGGCUCGCAGGAAAACACAUGUCGAAACAAAAAUUGGAGAAGACAAAAAGUGGUAACGGAUUCAAGCAUAUGACGCUUUGUUGACCUUUUCUCUCUGUUAUUAAGACUUCUCAAAGGGUCUUGCAGUUCUAUGUUAGACCAUGGAUCAUUUGCAUACACAUUGUCUUUUGUGUCACUUUUAUAACUUUUUUACGGUUCAGAUACUCAUCUAUAUGUCUGUACAGAAAAAAGCUGCUAUUUUUUUUGUUCUUUAUCUUUGUGGAUUUAAUCUAUGAAAACCUUCAGGUCUGCCCUCCUUCCCUUCCCCCCACUCCAACAAAUUUCUUAUGCUUUGUACUAUAGUGUGUAACUUUUACUUCCUUCUUCCUAGUAACUGAUCCCUGUAACAUGAUUUGCCAUGAACUGUUUAAUGCCUUUUUAUAAAUACAUUUCCUCCUUUUUUUUCCCAUUAGUUGUUUUACAACAUCUUGGCUGUGUGGGAUACAGAGCUCUUGAAGGGACUGGGAGAGAAGGGGUACACAGCCAGUAGCACUCCAGUGGUGCUGUAGUGGUUUUAACCCUACCUCCCUCCCUCCGCUAACCUCUGCCCAUGCAGCACGCGAGUCUGUUACAGUGCAAGGCACGAUACAAACUCAGGUCAGAAAAAAAAAGGUUACAUAUUGAGUACAUUCUUGUUCAGUGUUCAUAUUCAUCGUUGUACAAGAGUCAGCCCCCCUCCUUCCCUUGCCUUUUGUUUUGGUUGUGACACACGCAUAUAUAUAUAUUUUUUUAAUUGUUGGGUACAACAGCGGACACCAGGCUUUUGGGUCUCUAUUUUUUAAAAUGAAUAUUUCAACCCUUCCAUCCCAUGAACAACAGCUAUGUUUAGUCUACAUCGGUUGAGCUGUCGGUGCCAGGCGUUUUGAUGUAGGUGGCCAUUCAACGUUCUGAUCUAGCAGACCCCAGCUACUAGGCCUUCUCAUUAGAAGAUGUUGAAAGGCCACAUUCUGGGCUGCCCCUUGUUCAAGAUCCCCCAAUUUGCCAGCAGCCUCGGUGAUAGCAUGCGGUGUGAGAUCAGGCAGGGAGGAUGUGCGCGCUCUUAAGUGGGUCGGGGCCACCAGAUUUGCUAGCAAACAGUUAAAUGCAGCAGCUAUGGAAACCUGUACAAAUACAAGCUUGUUGCUCAAACCAUAGACCAAACUUCAGCACAAAAGAGAAAUAGUAGCUUGCUUGUUUGGCAGAGGAAGCUUUAUGAAUGUGGAGGGCAAGGAGGCAGGGUUUAAGGAGGGUGUGAUGGGGGCCAUGAUGUAAGUCUAAAACAAAGGAGCCAUAAUAGUUGCUCAUCUGAAGUUAGUUAUAGCAUCUAACCCCGUGUUUGGCACUGAGCCAACCAAAUGAUGGCAGUAAAGAGGUUGUUCUGGGAUGGAAAUGUUCAAUUUUUUUGAGUAAGAACAAAGCAUUGAAAUAUACUGAUUGCUCGUUGUGACUGGAGAUUUAAAAAAAAAAAAUGUUUGUAGUGCUUUUUGCUUGUGUAGUUUUUAGGUCCCACUAUCUUCUCUUGCCUCUGUCCCAUAGUUAUUUUUCCCUUUAAAGAAAAAAAGAAAAAAAAAACAAAAAAAAGUUAAUUAAGAAGGUAUUCUAUGUAGGAUUUUUUUAUUUAUUUUUGUGAUAUCAGUUUAAAUCACUGUAGAGAUGCCCCAUAAUAAAUUUAAAUACUGAGAUAAGGGUUUUCAAGUAUGACAGGGGGACAGUUUUUGAUUUUUUUCAAACAUUUAUCUACCUCACUCUUAUUUUUUUAUAUGUGUAUAUAUAAAAAAAAUACAUCUCACAUUUCUCAGCAGCCGAUAGAAAUGCCGUUGAUACUGGUAACUUCUCACUCACUCUACAAACCACAUACUCCAGGUUUUGGAGAGAAGCGGUCACUACGUUUCCCAAAGGGUCACUUCAGAGGGUUGUUCUCAUGUUAUUUUAUAACAGUUUGCCCUUUUCUUGGUAGCAUUUUUAAGAUGUAUGUUGGGAGGAGAGGAGGAGACACACCUGAGAAUCGUUUGACUUAAGACCACCAUUCUUUAAGGAGUCUCGGAAGCUGUGAAAUGCACUGUCAUUGCAGUCAUGGUGCAGAAAAUCAUUAUGUUCUGCUGAUUUGGGACAGAGCUGACUGCUGGAAGGGGAUUGGAUGAUGAUAUUUGGUCAAAUUCAUUAUGGAAGCUAAUUGUUUGAAGGUCUAGGGUUGCUAGAAUGAAAUAAACGGCCUUUCCGUUAAUCCUUAAGAGUGGGCUAAGUCAUUCUUGCCAAUUUUUCUUAGAUGCCACAAGCACCCAAAGGACAUCUGACUGAAUCAAUACCUAAAAAUAAAUUGGAGCAUACAGCAGUAGUAUUGCUUUCUUGACCAAAUCAAACAGGGCAAAAAAUGUCACAGGCUACCUGAUGAUAACACUACACUGAGUUUACAACUUGGGAUCUUUACUUUUGCUGCUUCUGUUUGGCGAGAGCCCUGAUUUCUCAAAACUAAACAUUUAAUAGGAAAUUUGAAUGUGCCAGUAGAAAUCCAGUCCCUCCCAACCCCCUCUGUACGCAUACUUCAUCACUCUGGAUUUUCUGACGGAUCAGCCGUCAAAUUCUGACUUCCCUCUGAUAGUGCUUAACUGGUUUACAAGCAUACAGUACUAACAUAACACAAGCCUGCCAUUAACACGAUGUAUAAUGUUUCUCUUUUUCUGAUUCUGGCAGCUGUUCAUGCAGGUGUUAGUUGUGGUAUCUGAAUAAUAUGGCACUUGGCUACUUUGAGAUGUACAUGGCCUCUUGAAUAUACAGUGCUGCGGUUAAGUACGACAGAGUUUGUCUUUGGAGGGAGUGUUUCUCCCUAACACCAGAAAAAACCAACAACAUUUCAGAUUGACUGGGUUUCCUUUUUGUUUUUUAAUUUCCCUAAUUUGACAGUGACCUUUUGGUGUAGUGACUGCUCCUCUCUCUUGCACAUAUUGAUUUCCACAACUGGAGAUCCUCAGAUCUUUCAGCUGGCUAUGAGGGUUUUGUUAAAACUGUCCAAGUUAAUGUUUUUUGUUUUUUUUUUUUAAUUAUGUAGGUGGUUACAAAAAAUAUUAGGUAAAAACACUAACAAUAUAGUACCCCAUCAUGAUAAACAUUUCAAAAGCACUUAAAUGAAAGGCAGUCAUGUGACUAAACAAAGUAUGCAUGUGUGAUGACAAAGUCAGCUCUCUUGGGACCAAACCACCUUAACAAUACCAUUGUAUUUCUGCUCACAAUUCUAGCCUAAUUCCAUAUUGGUUUCUACAGCAUUUUGUUGUUGUUGUGUUGUGCAUUCUGAAUAGCUUUAUCCACAUGGGUUUUUCAUGCAGACCUCCCUUUGACAGUAAAUAACAUUGUUUGUGCAUUUGAACAACGGUGAAUUAAUGGCUUGAUAUUGGCAUAAAAUGGCGUGUAAUGCUUCCUUUUCCUGAGAGACCACUGGCUUGCUGGUAUGAAGAAUUUAGAACUUCGGCUGUGUUUGAAUAAAACUGUAGUAAUCCCAUUUCUGAGCAUGAUUUAAAAAAAAAAAAAAAACCCACCCAACCCACAAAACAAGCAUUCUGACAAAUGGUACCAAGAUAUCAAUAACAAAUUGGCAUCACUAAGGGAGCAAGAAACUUUGAUUUAAGUAUUUGGGCCAUUCUUUUCCUCUGAUUUUCUCAUUGUUCAAUCUUUCAGUGGUACAGAAGGUGGUUUGGUUGCAAAGGAAGGUGACUAUUGUAUAAAUACAGAAGCAUCACAUGCUUGGUACUAAAUCUGAUAUUCUUUUUGUUGGGGUGAUAGACUAGACACAGAAGCCAAGUAUGAUGCAAAACUUGAGGCCAGCAUAUGUUCCACCAAGCCUCUUUCUUGGUGUGAUGCCUCGGUUCUUUAAAGCUGGUUCUAAGUGAUGUCUGACUCUAGAUUUGUUUGCACUGAUACUCCUGUUGGUGUCAAUAAAAAGCCCAGUUUGCCCAGGAUGACUGGUCACCAGAUGGAACUGCUAUUAGAUCCUCUGGGAACUGCUGAGGGUUGUUAAGUACAAUCCAAGCCUAAAUGAAUGACGCUCCUGUUGUUGGUAUACAUCUAUGUAUAUUUUUAAAACCCUUUUCAUUCCAGUAGUACAAGUAACACUUUCUUCUGUUACUCUUUUUAUUUUGUUUGUCAACAAUGUAUUUAAUCACUGGGCUAAGCAACAAUGGGGGAAAGUGCAAGAGAUCCACUCCUUAUUAACCAGUGAAAGCCGGAUAUUGCAGCUCCACUCUACGUAGUUGAUGCAAACAAUACUUACAAAUAAAGGAUGAUGCAGAUUAAACAUUAAUUGCCAGAGGUGCUGAAGAUACAGAACUGUGGGUAGUCAGGGGCUCAGUGAGUGCCUCGAUCCAGAAGACCGGUUGUUCUGAGUAAAGGCGUUUAGAUUACUUUUAAGAAACUCAGCCCGGUGAGUUGGAAUUGAGAAUGGUAGGGCGGAGAGAUGAGAACAAAGGAUGGAAAAGCAUAUUCACAAAGACACGGGGCUUGGCAGAAGUUAGCGAUAGUUCCAGAGCUUGGUAUGUGGAACGGCAUCGAGGCUCAGGCAUCAUCAUUCUAAUCAUUUGGUACUUGUAAAUAAACCUCUUAAUUUCCCAGCUGUGGAGGAAAAUUCAUUACCAGGAGGUUUACAGAGGUCAUUGGUCAAUAUGAAUUGCUGUGCAUCAGCUCUCAGUCAGUCUGUUUGCAAGUACCAUAUGACUAUCAAUAGUAUGUGUGCAUGUGCGCGUGGUCACCUUUUUUGUAUGCAUUAUGUUGAUUAGUUAAUCCAUUAGCAUUUUCAAUAGGGCUUUUAAGUCCAGUAGAUUACGGGUAGUCAGUUGACGGAGAUCUGGUUUACAAGAACUAAUUAAAUGUUUCAUUGCAUUUUGUAGUACAUGGAAUAAUAAUACAUAGAAUAAUUUUAUAAAAUGUUUGUAGUUUAUAAAUGCCUAUAAAAUAAUUUAAAGGCACUUUCGUGUGUGUGUUUGUAUAUGCUCAGUUUUUUUUGAUGGUACCAGUUUACUAGCUAGCUUUACAAUAUGCCAAAAAGGAUCAUUAACUUGUCCAGCUCAUGGUUCAUCCCUUUUCCCCCAAGCUUUGUGUCCCGGUGUACAGUAAAUGAGUAAAUAAAGAGGUUGGGAAAAUGUUCUGUAUCUUCAGUAUCCUGGUCUUCCAGAACCCUCUGGUUGGGGUGGGAUCAUCUUAACUGGUCAUUUCACUUUACUGUAUAGUGCAGUUAAUGGAUUGAAAGAACCUCAUUGGUUAUGGAAACAGAAUAGGUAUUGCUGCUAAGCAGUCUUAGUUGUGUUAUUCAGUACCGUUUUUUCUUGUUGUUGCCAGGAGGGUUGAAGGAUGUGACUGUGUAAUAGACAGCAUGAUGAAAGGCAGUUUUCAUAGUUAUCAUUGAAUUAAAGAAAACUAUGUUUACAGAUUUCUUAUCACUUCAAAUACGAUGGUUUUGUAUGCAGCCUAUACAAUUUAUGUGGAUAUCUAGCAUCAUUAGAGCUUUGUUGAGAUGAACAAGGAAGGGUCCCUAUUUAUUUUUAUUUAAAUAAGAAUACCGAAGAUCCUAUUUUUUUUUUUUUUUUCCAAAUUAGACUGAACAUUUCUCCUCCCCUACCUUUUGAAGGUUAUGGAUGGUUUAGAUGCCUUUGAGAAUUAUCUUUCUGUUUUCUAAACCAGUGAGGUUUGAGUUGAAAGGAUUGGCCAGAGUUUGUCUACCUCUGGGACAAAAGCAAAACUAGAAAGCGCUAUGGAACUGAUGCAUUUGCAAA
Trachemys scripta elegans is the source of this 10950-nucleotide messenger RNA. It is a transcript of the gene IGF1R, whose product is annotated as insulin like growth factor 1 receptor. The record is from RefSeq and is a predicted model, not a curated record. Lineage: Eukaryota; Metazoa; Chordata; Testudines; Emydidae. Gene Ontology annotation, biological process: positive regulation of MAPK cascade; multicellular organism development; positive regulation of phosphatidylinositol 3-kinase/protein kinase B signal transduction. Bases 1 to 4092 code for a protein of 1363 amino acids. Gene Ontology annotation, molecular function: insulin receptor substrate binding; ATP binding; insulin receptor activity. The transcript is spliced from 21 exons. Gene Ontology annotation, cellular component: membrane; axon; insulin receptor complex.